CAGCAGGACAGCGGGAUGGCGGUGGGGUGGCGAUGAAGAACGCUUCCAUGGAUUCUUCCCUUUGUUUGCUUGCUUGCUUCUCCUUCACUUUCGUAGUGGUCUCCCGUGCAGAUCAGCUCCCUUUGCCCUCUUCUCUUCCCCUACCCUACCAUAUAUUAAUUUUCUCCUUUAGCAAGUCUAUCUCGCAGCCAUCUCUAGCAAGUCGAUCCACCACCCCCUUGCAUUCCGUAAGCCAGGCUUUCCCAGUGCUCAUCUUUUUCUGUGCAGCUGGAGUUGGGAGCUGGAGACAGCUUUUGGGGCCUGCAGAGUGUGUUUGGCGGAUCUACAAUGGGUGUCUCAGGACCUGCACAUUUUGUGUUCGUCCACGGUGCUGGACUUGGUGCGUGGACCUGGUACCGAGUAAUUGACCACCUGAGGAAGAAGGGGCACAAGGCCACAGCCAUCGACCUCACAAGCUGCGGCAGAGAUUCUGUUGACCCCAACACCGUGACUUCGUUCAUGGAUUACAACCAGCCCCUCGUCGACUUCAUGCAGACGCUCUCUUCUGACGAGAAGGUUGCUCUUGUUGGGCACGAUCUUGGAGGUUUGAGCUUGACUUAUGCGAUGGAGCACUUCCCCAAGAACAUUUCAGUCGCUGUCUUCCUUGUUGCCAUGAUGCUACCUAGCGGCUUCCCUCUUACUUAUGAGCUGUUUGAGAUGGAUCCAGCGGUGAGCAACCACAUCGAGUAUACUUUCGGCGAUGGAACUCAUGCCAUGCCCACUUCAUUGUAUGUCACGGAAAAAAUACAACCCCAGGUGUUCUACAACAUGUGCCCAUCCGAGGAUGUUGUGUUGGCGUCUCUUCUUUCAAAGCCCGUGCCGUUGAAGAUGCUCGACGGGUUCUGUGUUGAGUACACGGAUGAGAAUUAUGGCUCCAUUCCCAAAGUUUACAUUAAAACAAUGAAUGAUAAGGUCCUGCCUCCUGAUGCUCAAGAAGAGGCUUUCUUAUUUGAUAAGACCUGCUGUGCCUCUGAGGUCCGGACAAUCGACUCCGACCACAGCCCCUUCUUCUCCAAACCUGUGGAAUUGACUCAACAUCUAGAGGAAAUUUUGGCCACCUUCGGUUAAAUCAUGGAAUGUGCAAGUGCUGAAAUGACCACACGCAUCUUUCAGAUGUUGCACUCAUAUAUUGAACUCUUGAGUGUGUUGGAUUUGACUUCCACUGUUGGACAUGUGAAGCCGUGAGAGCAUUGCUUGUUCGGUCUCUCUGAUCCAUAGAUAGCAUAAUGUAGCAUAGGUAAAUUCAUUGGCAAGUAUUGGUUAAAGCAUUAAUCUCCAUGCUCUGUAAGGUAGCGAAUAAGUGGUUAGGCUUUGAAUGGCACGGGUUCCUUUUAUAUAGCUCGCUGCCCAUCUCUCUCUCUCGCUCUCUCUCUCGCUCUCUCUCUCUCGCUCUCUCGCUUUCUCUCUCCCCCUCUCUCUGUAUUUCUCCAUCUCUAGGUGUGUGGUAAAGCAGGUCAUGCCGGUGUAUGUUAUAGCAUUUUGCAACUGAGUUACAAUAGUAAAGUUCAAAGUUUAACAACA
Physcomitrium patens is the source of this 1560-nucleotide messenger RNA. Its product is annotated as methylesterase 17. Lineage: Eukaryota; Viridiplantae; Streptophyta; Bryopsida; Funariales; Funariaceae. Gene Ontology annotation, molecular function: methyl indole-3-acetate esterase activity; methyl salicylate esterase activity; methyl jasmonate esterase activity. The record is from RefSeq and is a predicted model, not a curated record. Gene Ontology annotation, biological process: jasmonic acid metabolic process; salicylic acid metabolic process.